GAUACGUUCUACAGACUAUUGUAUGGACAUUGUACAUGACAGCACUCCUUGUUUUCAUAUGUGAGCGUGGUGUCCAUCAACGUACGUGUGAUCCACUGUAUGCCGACCUAUUGAAUGCGACUAGUCGUACUAAAAGAACCAGUUACCAUCACUCGCUUUCCAAUCUUCUUCGGAAUAAACACGAACUUUUACUGGUACUUAUCCUUCGAACACCAUUCCAUCAGGAAUCUUCUCCAAGCAAUUGGCGCGCAUGGUUCUAACUCCCUUUACAUAAAAUCGAGACCGCAGAGCGCAACGACCAGGCAAGAGACCGAGAUGAUCAAUAAGGCCCAACGGGCCAUACACACAGCCACGGACUCCAUUGAGAAGCUGCGUCUGCUCUGCCUGGCUCGAGGUGCCAAUGGUAUCCUCGGCCUGGGUAGAGUUUUCCGUCGCAUGGAUGAUGACGGCAACAAGAAGCUAAACCUUGAGGAGUUCACGAAUGGUUUGGAGGAGACCGGUUUGGAAGUUUCGGAGGAGGAGGUGAAAGAGAUUUUUGACAAAUUCGACACAGACGGCGACGGGAAUAUCAGCGUGGACGAGUUCAUAGUUGCUAUACGGCCGCCGAUGUCGCAAAGCCGCAGGAACGUGGUUGAUCAAGCGUUCAAGAAGCUUGACAAAACUGGCGACGGUGUGAUCACUAUCGACGAUCUGAAAGGCGUUUAUAACGUGAAAUGUCAUCCUCGUUACAUAAGCGGAGAGGAGAGUGAGGAGAGCAUCCUGAACAAGUUCCUGGCCAAUUUCGAGCAAAACAAUACCAGAGACGGCACCGUCACCGAGGAGGAGUUCAUGAAUUAUUACGGCGCGAUCAGCGCAAGCAUCGACCAUGACGCGUACUUUGAUUUAAUGAUGCGAAAUGCUUACAAGCUUUGAACUUUGUACGCAGCUACAACCAACUCAGAAUUAUCGGCUUUAUCAAGGACGUUAAGCUUUCACGGUCAAUGCCGACAGCAAACCUAUACAGCUUGGUAAUCCGCGCAGCACAAUUGUGUUCAUUAUUUAUGAACUGAAAGGCGAACAUUCUCUCUCUUGCUCUCUCUCUCUCUCUCUCUUGCUCUCUCUCUCUCUCUCUCUCUCUCUCUCUCUCUCUCUCUCUCUUUUCUCAUACGUUAUGAGACCUCCCUUAUGUAAUAAUUAAUGAUUUAAACACGUUGAGUGCCACCUCGUUUUCUCGGUCGCAAUUGUUCGAUAACUAAGCUAUUCCAUAAUGAGGGCAACGAGCAAAUAAUCUUGCAAAAUCAGCUUCAUUGCUCCUCGUAGACGUUCGACAGCAGUUCCCAAUCGGUUCCACGAACAAUCUGCAAAUGAAAUUGGUCCAAAAUUCGUUGAAUUAUUAUACUAUUUACACAAUUAUAUGAAUCGUAUGUACGCAUAGUGUAUAAGGAACAGAAGUUGGUUACAGGAUUCAAUAUCGUGUAAACCCAACUCGUGUUUAUCUAUUCGAAGCGGCUUGUCCCAAAAGAAACGCGAUCGAUUUUAUAUGCUUUAUCAAGUUCAGAGUCACACUGUACACUAAAAGAACAAAAUGAUGGAAACAUCGAUGUACUGCUUAAAUACAACUGCUAAACUAAAAAAAAUAUAUAUAAGUGCUAAAUACAAUUUAUUGUCACUCUGAUAUUGUAACAUAAAAGAUUCCAAUAAACGUUUAUGUUCACAACCGUA
Molecule: messenger RNA, 1701 nt
Organism: Megalopta genalis
Lineage: Eukaryota; Metazoa; Arthropoda; Insecta; Hymenoptera; Halictidae
Product: calcyphosin-like protein
Molecular function (GO): calcium ion binding
Source: RefSeq, a predicted model, not a curated record